CCGGGACACGCGGACGCGGGUGGGGACGAGUCCGAGGGCGUCGGACAAAGGUUGGCCGUGUCGAGCGGCCGGCCGGCGGCGCAUUCACGACUCAAACAUGGCAGCUGCUACCAGCGUUGUCGUGCUCGACAGGGGCAACAACACCACCUGCACCAUCAAUUUACACGGAGCCACCGUGGUGUCCUGGCGAGUGAAUAAUCAGGAACAGCUGUUCGUUAGUAAGCAAGCUGUAUUCGAUGGGAAGAAACCUAUCAGAGGCGGCAUACCAUUCGUUUUCCCACAAUUCGGAGCAUGGUCGUAUGGGCCGGCCCACGGCUUUGCCAGAAUCAUCCGUUGGAAUGUGGAAAAGUCACCGGAACGAUUGCCCAGCGGGGACAUCGAGGCGAUAUUUUCGAUAAUGGACAGCGAAUGUACGCGACAGAUGUGGAAUUCACAUUUCAGAUUAACGUACAGGCUAAUAUUGCGCGAGAAGGAAUUGCACUUCAAUAUCGGCGUGUACAAUCCUAGCAGAGAUGACACGUUCAGCUUUAAUUUGCUCCUACACACUUAUUUCAAAGUGCCCGACGUCAGGAGAUGCCAAAUCACAGGGCUGCACGGGUGCACGUUCAUCGACAAGACUAGGGACAACCAAAUCUUUCAAGAAGGCCGCGAUGUUGUCACGGUGUGCGAAUGGACCGACAGGAUCUACCAGAACACGCAGCCGGAGCAUAUCAUCACGAAUGUCGUUUCCGGUAGAAAGAUGCGCGUGCAAAAGUACAACUUUCCCGACACCGUCGUAUGGAAUCCCUGGCAGGAGAAGGCACGCGACAUUCCGGAUUUCGGCGAUGACGAAUUUCCCAACAUGAUAUGCGUCGAGAGCGGACACGUCAGUAGUCCGGUCAUACUGUUGCCGGGGACGGCCUUUGAAGCGAGCCAGAUACUGCAGGUGAUGUGAGUAGAGAGUGGACCGACGUCACACGUCAGUACCGGAGGCAGUACCAAUUCGUUGCUCCCGACGUCCUCCUCAUCGUCCGCGGUCUGGCCAGCGGGCGCUGGCUGGCUCUACAUGCCGCCACCACCGCCACCUCCCCCGCCGCCACCGCCGCCACCCUUACCGUCGCAUCCAUCGCACCCAUCCCAUUUACACUCGCAUUGCGUUGCCCAAACCUGCACGAUAUGCUCUUUGAAUCUUUAGACACGCUGAGCAGACUCGCGGUCUGCAAACGCGAACGAGCUCUUGAAUCAGACGUUUUCUCGAAAGAUUUAUACGUAGACCACUGUACAUAGUGGAAAACGUAUCUUUUCUUUCGACAUAUUCGUCGAAGAAGUGGUGAUUCGCGUAAUAAAGCAGAGUAAUUUGGUUAAUCUUGUCGAAAAAUUUUUUAUUUCGUCGACUUUACAUCCGUUUGUUUUUACCUUUGCGCUUUGUCUGAAAAAAUUCAAAAUGGUCAACCGAAUCUCAACGAGAAUGUGAGGAAUCGAUCGAUCUGUCUCUCUUUGGUUUCCAAACAAUAAUAAUAAUGAUAAAAUGUACAAGAUUUAUAAGUGAGUUGUUUCCAGCAUCGUCCUCGCUUGUUUCGAUAAAGAUAACGUUAUCUCGCUUGCGACGUCUAUUGUUCUUUUAUCGAAGGUAUUGUAAAGCUACUACAGGAAGGUAUUCCUGUAGUAAAUAUUACGCAAAACAAAAUAGUAUCCUUUUAUUUGGUUUUCGAAGGACACUGUCCUAAAGAAACGAUCGUUCUAAAGUUUAAUCGAUCCGUUAUAAAUAUUUACAUAUACAUUCCACAUAUACCGCUAUUUAGAUGGAAAACAAAAGAGUGAUAUAUAUCACGUCUCUUAUUUCAUACUCAUCAUUUUUGAAUAUUAGUACACGAUACAUUGUUUAUAGGCAUAUAUGGCAUACAUAGAUUGGCAUGUAAGCGACUUUGCUACAUUCACGUGUGCGAUAAGACUUUCACUAUAAAUUUUUCCAAGUAUUGUGAUGUAGUUAUUUGUUAGUUUCGAUAAACGACGACUCUAUCGGAUUUAUUUGCUAUAAGAUAUAUAUUUGAAAUUCGUAAAAAGCAGGAAAUGCAUUUUGUGUGAUGUAUUUUGCGUUAUACAGAUACUAUCUGCAAUAUAGAAAUAUCAUAGAAACUUUCAGACAUAUAUUUUCAGGAUUAUUUAUAUAUUUAUAUAUAUAUAUAAUUAAAAAGAUAAUUGAAGAAAUUUAUAUCUUGUGCCGAAUCUAUUCCUUAUUAAACAAAAAAUGAAGUACAAAGCAUCUGCAGUAAUUUGAUUAAAAAAUUAAUUAUUAUGACAAAAAUGAUAAAAAAGUUUUCUUGUCAUUAUAAUUGUUUAGAGUAUCGAUUUUAUAUCAUUUUUUAAGACAUGAUGGAAACGCGCCCGCUUAUACUAAUGCAACAUGUACAUGAAUUUGUUCAAUUUGCAAUACAUAAUUUAUCUAUGAACAAUAUAAAAUAUGGUGCUACUGUUACGAAUAUAGUGUUGUAAUGAUAAAUAGCAAUACAUACACACACAGUAGAUAAGCUCAGUCGACAUUUCUCUGCAAUUUCAAAUAUAAUCUUCUUUCAAAAUUUUUUAUCCUGGAGAUAUCGCAUUUCGCGGUCACAUCUUUCCACGUGCAAGAAGAAACGUUUCAUCAUCGAAAUAGAUAUAAGUAAAUAUAUUUAUACCGUAACAUAUUGAUUGCGAUAUUAUUAUAAAAAUUAUACAUGUGUAUACGGAACAUUUGUAAAGACUAAUGAACAGGUUGACGAGGGAAAUAAUAUUCUGCCGCCCAUUUCUAGAUAAUUGUAUUAUCAUUGAGAGCUUAAGACACUCGAAAGCUUGAUCGAAACUCAGUUUAAGUGUGAUGGCGAGUUUAAUAAGUUAGUUGAAUUUUAUAUUGAAAUUCAUUAAAUUUUUGAACAAACCUCGAAUGUUUUACUCGAAUUCGAUAAUUGCGAAAUUGACAAAAGUAAAUAAGCGUAUUUUUUUUUAAUAUAAAUAUUUUACGUUACUAAAAAAGAAGAAUCAUUAUUGUGAAUUAAUAAAAAUACGCGAAAUUGAAAAAUUAAGUGUCGAUAAAAAGAGAAAUCGGCAAAAUCACGAGUCUAUUAUAUAUAUAUUCUUUUUUUUAACGAUAUAGCCAAGCACACGUGUGUAUUAUUCAUUAUCCGGAUAUACAUUCCAAGUGACAAUUUCUUACGUUAUACGUAUUCCCGAUGUCACUUAUGUAAUAUUAAAAACAAUAUCACGUGUAAAUUCUCUUCACAAAUAGACUAUCACGUAUUAGUAGUGUACCAUUAUAAUUAAAAGUAAAUGCUCAACAUAUACCGCGUUAUUCUUCGCAUAUUAUGGACUUUGAGAGCCAAAUGAAAUAAAAAGAAAAAAAAACACGAACGAAACGUUCCUGCUUAUAGAUGUGUUAGAAACGUGAAAAUACAGCCUAGUAAAUCCGAAUACGCAAUUAAUGUAACUAUCCGGAAUGAAAUAAUUCAAUUUCGGGAUUUUUGCGCUGAGUAUGCUAUACUCUCAAGAGGGUUUUGGUCUUUAGAGGCUAGACAAUACGUUCGUCAUUUAGUAUAGCGUACAUUCUCUUUCCCCACGCUGUUAGCGAUUAAGAUUCGGUCUUCCAUCCGCAGUGACGUUUAUCGAAUCGCAUCGUACACCAUUCUCUCAUUCGACUCAAUGUUAAUAAUCACGAAUAUUUGUAAUAAAGCGAAGUUAUGAAAAAAAUUCGCGAUUAAAAUUAGUACGUUAAGAAAGUGUACUCUUUUUUGGGAAAGUGCAAUAAAAAUAUGGGAAA
This is a messenger RNA of Formica exsecta, 3769 nucleotides long. RefSeq names its product glucose-6-phosphate 1-epimerase. The coding region runs from base 98 to 934 and encodes 278 amino acids. Gene Ontology annotation, molecular function: isomerase activity; carbohydrate binding. Gene Ontology annotation, biological process: carbohydrate metabolic process. The record is from RefSeq and is a predicted model, not a curated record. The transcript has 6 exons. Lineage: Eukaryota; Metazoa; Arthropoda; Insecta; Hymenoptera; Formicidae.